Messenger RNA from Ciona intestinalis (vase tunicate), 3602 nucleotides. NCBI's taxonomy places the organism in Eukaryota, Metazoa, Chordata, Ascidiacea, Phlebobranchia, Cionidae. The record is from RefSeq and is a predicted model, not a curated record.
ACAGGCAUAAGGGGUAGUUCAAUUUAGAAACUGCUUCUUUAUCACAAACUCUGUACAUGGUCCCACUUUGACUGAAUUCAAGAUGAAUUUGAUUUCUUUAUGUUCAAGAUCCAAUUCAAAUGUUGUAAAACGAACCGCUCACUUUGUGAGAUCGUCAGUUAGUCGGAAGUUCACGCAAUCAACCGGAUAUUUGCAAAAAGGAAACCCAUACAAAGAUAUAACUAUCGGUGUUCCAAGAGAAGUUCUUGAAAAUGAGAAAAGGGUUGCUUUGAGUCCAGCUGGUGUUACGAUACUUUCAAAGAUUGGAUACAAAGUGAAAGUUGAAGAAAAUGCUGGAGAAGCAUCCGAGUUCUCAAAUGCAAUGUACAGUGAAGUGGGUGCCACCAUUGCCAGCAAAAAGGAUGUGUAUUCUUCAGAUAUCUUGCUUAAAGUUCGAGCACCAGAGCUGACUGAAAUCCAGCAAAUGAAGCCAAAUUCAACUUUGUUCAGUUAUUUGUACCCAGCCCAAAACCCGCAAUUACUAGAUGCACUUGCUGAAAACAAAAUGACUGCGUUUGCCAUGGACCAAGUACCUCGUGUAACCAUUGCACAAGCAUUUGAUGCACUGAGUUCUAUGUCCAAUAUAUCCGGCUACAAAGCCAUAGUGUUGGCUGCCAACAAUUUUGGAAGAUUUUUCACCGGUCAGAUUACUGCUGCUGGCAAAGUUCCUCCAGCCAAGGUGUUGAUUAUUGGUGGUGGCGUAGCUGGCCUUGCCUCAGCAGGAACUGCUAAAGGCAUGGGAGCAAUUGUGCGAGGGUUCGAUACAAGAGAUGCGGCUUUGGAACAAUUCAAAUCACUUGGAGCAGAACCACUAAAAGUUGACAUAGAAGAGUCGGGAGAGGGUGGUGGUGGUUAUGCCAAGGAAAUGUCCAAGGAAUUCAUUGAAGCUGAAAUGGCUUUGUUUGCCAAACAAGCUAAAGAAGUGGAUAUCAUUGUCACCACUGCUCUUAUUCCAGGGAAACCAGCUCCAAAGCUUAUAACAAAAGAGAUGGUUGAGAGCAUGAAAGAUGGGUCUGUGAUAGUUGACCUAGCUUCUGAAGCUGGUGGUAAUUGUGCUUUGACCAAACCAGGGAAAUUAUACAAACAUGGGGGUGUGACCAUUAUCGGAUACACAGACUUACCAAGCAGACUUCCAACCCAAUCCUCCACCUUAUAUUCCAACAACAUGGUGAAGCUCAUCAAAGCAAUCAGUCCUGACAAGGAAGUUUAUGACUUUGAAUUUAAAGAUGAUUUUGCAUAUGGGAAUGUAGAUCAUGUGGUUCGAGGCUCAUGUGUCGUCCAUGAAGGCAAGAUUACUUUUCCCAGUCCAGCCCCACAAAAUGUCCCCCAGCCCACACCCCCACCUAAACCUGUAGAAACACAAGAGGUAGCUGAACCAGAGUCAGCUUUUGCUUCCAAGUUUAAAGAAUCUGCGAUCUACACAACAGGAGGUCUCACUGGAUUGGUUGGUAUGGGUGUCUUGUCCCCAACUCCGAGUGUUACACAGAUGGUUACAACAUGUGGUAUCAGUAUCAUAGUAGGAUACCACACUGUAUGGGGUGUAGCACCUGCAUUGCAUUCGCCACUUAUGUCCGUCACAAAUGCGAUAUCUGGUCUAACUGCUGCAGGUGGCUUGUUCCUGAUGGGUGGAGAAUAUUUACCAAACACUACAGCACAGAGUCUUGCUCUCGCAUCCACUUUCAUCUCCUCCAUCAAUAUCUUUGGAGGAUUCCUCGUCACGCAAAGGAUGUUGGACAUGUUUAAGAGACCUGAUGAUCCUCCGGAGCAUAAUUAUCUUUAUGCGAUCCCGGGAGCAGCCUACCUCGGAGCUUACUACCUCGGAACAUUGAACGGGGCAUCUAAUCUGCAUCAGAUGAUGUACUUUAUAUCUGGCUUAUGUUGUGUGGGGGCCUUGGGUGGUUUGUCCAAACAAUCUACAGCAAGGAUGGGAAAUGCUCUCGGUAUCAUUGGUGUGUCUGGUGGUAUUGCUGCGACACUAGGAUGUAUUGCACCAUCACCAGCACUGCUUACACAGAUGGUUUCAGCUAUGGCUGUUGGAGGGGUAGCAGGUUUUGGAAUUGCCCGUUCAAUUGAAAUCACCUCCCUCCCACAACUGGUGGCCGCCUUCCACAGCUUAGUUGGUCUUGCUGCUGUUAUGACUUGCGUGGCUGAAUUCAUGAUAGAACAUCCACAUCUGGCAGAAAACGAGAUGGGCAACAUGAUAAAGUUUGUUGCAUACCUUGGUACUUAUAUUGGUGGGGUUACUUUCACUGGGUCAUUGGUCGCAUAUGGGAAACUGCAAGGUAUUCUUGACUCUGCCGCUGUCCUCUUGCCUGGUAGACACAUGCUCAAUGCCGGGCUACUUACUGGAAGUUUUCUCCCCAUGAUCCCAUUCAUGUUGGAUAACUCAUAUAACACAGGGAUUAUGUGUCUUGGUUCAACAGCUCUGCUUUCAACUGUCAUGGGAACCACACUGACUGUAGCGAUUGGUGGAGCAGACAUGCCUGUUGUGAUCACAGUUCUAAACUCAUAUUCUGGAUGGGCGUUAUGUGCAGAAGGUUUCUUGUUGAACAACAACCUGCUGACCAUAGUAGGAGCUCUUAUUGGAUCAUCUGGUGCCAUCUUAUCCUACAUUAUGUGUGUGGCGAUGAAUCGUUCGUUGAUGAGCGUUAUCCUUGGAGGUUAUGGAACAAGUUCAACAGGAGGAGGGAAACCAAUGGAGAUCACUGGGACACACACAGAGGUUAAUGUAGACGACACUGUGCAGAUGAUCAAAGAUGCCGAGAACAUCAUUAUUGUUCCAGGUUAUGGCUUAUGUGUUGCUAAAGCCCAAUAUCCAAUUGCUGAUAUGGUAAACAGGUUGCGUGAUGCAGGAAAAAAUGUAAGGUUUGGAAUUCAUCCAGUAGCUGGUAGAAUGCCUGGCCAACUUAAUGUGUUGCUUGCUGAAGCUGGUGUUCCAUAUGAUGUUGUCUUGGAAAUGGAUGAAAUUAAUGACGAUUUCUCCGACACUGACCUUGUAUUAGUCGUUGGUGCUAACGACACCGUCAACUCAGCUGCACAAGAAGAUCCAAACUCUAUUAUAGCUGGCAUGCCUGUCCUGGAAGUAUGGAAGUCAAAACAGGUUGUUGUUAUGAAACGAUCCUUGGGUGUCGGAUACGCGGCAGUUGACAACCCAGUAUUCUACAAACAGAACACGUCUAUGUUGUUGGGUGAUGCCAAAAAGACUUGCGACGCUCUUCAAGCGAGUUUAAGCGCAGAGGACCGAUCGUAAUCUCACAUGAUCAUCUCAAUCACUUUCGUGCCAUUUUUAUAUCCGAUUUGUUUUUAUUCGAAAUAUCAUGUUUAAAAAAACGGCGGUUUUAGAAUAAUUUUUGGACUGUUUUCGUGUUUUGAUCAAGCGUAGAAAAGUGCCUAUUAAUAAAUGAUUUAUUUUUAGGUUUUUCUUUGUCUGUAGACGAUUUUAGCGUGUGCUGUGUACAUUACUUCUAGCUUGAAACUGUAGUUUGGUGAAAAAUGUAACUUUCAGCGUGUUAAAAUCAAAUAAAAUUGUCAUACUGGUUCUCUUGGAUCAGAAUAAGUAAAAA